AUGCCAAACCCGAAACAACCGUCCAUGUUUCUCUCUGGAAGGGCGCAAAAGGCGUGCCAGUCGUGUCAAAUCGCCAAAAUCCGCUGCAAUGCCGUGGCAGGCUCUCCAUGCCAGAACUGUAACCGGAAGGGUCUUAAAUGCGUAGUCAAUAGAAAGAAUCGGCCGAGACGGCGAUCGUCUGGACAGUUGUCAAAACCGUCUCCCGCAGUGACUAGUGACAGCCUGUCAGCUAUAUCCAUAUCGCCAACUCCUUGUUCAUCCGAUGUGGCGCACAUGAUGAGUUUCAGUGAGGAGGAUUUCUGGAAUACCUUCACCAAUCUUGGUCCUUCAGCACCCUGUACUCCCGCGGGAUUCAGCCCGCUCGCACUUCUCCCAGCGUUUAUCAACCCUCUGCCCAUCAUGAUGAGUCAGGACACUGUGGAAUGCCUUCGGUUAAAUGGAGUCUUAUGCCUCCCGAGUAUCCGGCUGCAGAGCGCUCUUCUGCAAACGUUCGUGGAGACCGUGUUGCCCUCAUUGCCAAUCAUAGAAUGGCAAGGGUUUCUUAAUUCCAUUCAUGAUGGAAACGGCGGCCAUGGAUCUAUUAGCUUACUUCUUUAUCUCGCUGUGAUGUUCUCUGCAACCACUUUUGUGGAUGUGGAACAUCUCCUCGAAGCUGGUUAUUCUAGCCGACGAGAGGCCCAUGAGGCUUUCUUUCAGCGAACUCAGCUUCUAUAUAAAGCAAACUAUGAAACAGACCCUCUGGUUGUUGUUCAAUCGCUGCUUCUGAUGACCUACAGGCUGGAUACCUCAGAUGGACAUGACAGUCGUCACUGGAUGAGGGCUGCAAUCACCGUGGCUCGAUCCAUCGGGCUAUUUCAAGACGUUCCUGGCGUCUUUAACGUCCAUUAUAGCGCCAGUCUAUGGAAACGUGUUGCAUGGGCAUGUUAUAUAACGGACUGCGUGAUAUCCUUGAGAUUGAGAUGUCGAACUACGAUUGAGCGGGCGGAAUUUCGCCAUCAACCCCUGACCGAGGAGGAUUUCGAGCUGGACGCUCUCCCCUUUGAAAAUCAAGUCUUGUCCCCUACAUGCCCGAUCAUCCGGAACGUCAAGGUCCAGAGGGAUCUGGCCCUCGUGUGCAUCUCGAGUGCCAGGCUGUGCACGUGCAUCAGCGACGUGCUGGAUCUCCAGGGCAAACAAAGUAUUCAAAAUAUUCGCACAUCGGUCACAUCCACCUUCCCAACAGCAAGUCCCAGUGAUGAUUUCUCCAGCCGAGUCUUCGCCUCGGAGAUGGAGCUCGCAGAUUGGGCAAACACCCUUCCGCCUCCAUGCCAAGCCAGUCCGCUAGACCUGCACAACAUGGACGAGGAGCCCACCGUCAUUCUUCACCGCAAUAUCCUUCAUAUGAUCUUUUACACCACCGUCGCCGUUUUCCAUCAGUCGCAGCCCUUUCCAUCAUCCAAGUUCUGCGUGCAACUUGCUGCCAACCAGAUUUCACGGAUUAUGUCCGAGCUGUAUCAGCGAGAUUUGCAACACCGAUUGCCGGUUGUUGGUGUCACGGCGAUCCUCAUCGCACUGAUCAUUCAUGUGGCUGAGAUGAAAGCGCCUUCUUCGGAAGAACGCGACGAAGCGCUACAAAACUUCCAGCUAUGCCUCGACGUCAUGACCAGUCUGAGGGAGUUGUACUGGGAGGCCAAUACCGCCGCGGCAUGGGCACUGAGAGUCAUCCAAAGUGUCGCGUUCAAGGGGGGCUCCGAGGACCACUGCCGUUUCCGUGCCCGGGCUUCUUCCAGUGAUAGCAACAUCACAGAUCCUCUGAGCUCAGCAGUGCCACUCAUGAGCAUUCCACCACUGAAAAUGAAUUAA
This is a messenger RNA of Penicillium canariense, 1842 nucleotides long. Its product is annotated as Zn(II)2Cys6 transcription factor. Bases 1 to 1842 code for a protein of 613 amino acids. The record is from RefSeq and is a predicted model, not a curated record. NCBI's taxonomy places the organism in Eukaryota, Fungi, Ascomycota, Eurotiomycetes, Eurotiales, Aspergillaceae. Gene Ontology annotation, biological process: DNA-templated transcription; regulation of DNA-templated transcription. The transcript has 3 exons. Gene Ontology annotation, molecular function: DNA-binding transcription factor activity, RNA polymerase II-specific; DNA binding; zinc ion binding.